AUGAAAACUACGAAAGCAACACUACAGAGUAAUCUUAACCAAUUCCUUCGACAAUAUCGCAAAGCACCACAUUCCACCACAGGACAGUCCCCAGCUCAAUUGUUCUUAGGACGAGACCUUCGCACUCGCCUUAAUCUAACGAGACCUGAUGAUAUAUCAACGAAAGUGUUGGAAAAACAACGAGCUGCGAUGCAAUCAACUUUUCGCACCUUGGAAGAUGGACAAAGAGUGUAUUUCCUAUCUGGAAACCAGAAGCUCGAUAAAUGGCUCCCUGGCACAAUUUCUAAACGAAUAGGAGCAAUAGAAGUGCCAACAAAUGAUCGUCAACGCCAUAUUCGAUACUAUGAAGAACCACCAAUUGUACCAGCUACCAGAACAUCAAUUCGUGAACUAGAACCUCCAGUGAUACCAGAGAAUACACCUCACACUCCAAUGAUACCACGAAGAUCAAAUCGAGUGAUUCGUCCACCACUAAGAUAUUCACCAAAUUGA
Sitophilus oryzae (rice weevil) is the source of this 492-nucleotide messenger RNA. RefSeq lists its product as uncharacterized. The record is from RefSeq and is a predicted model, not a curated record. The coding region runs from base 1 to 492 and encodes 163 amino acids. Gene Ontology annotation, molecular function: nucleic acid binding. NCBI's taxonomy places the organism in Eukaryota, Metazoa, Arthropoda, Insecta, Coleoptera, Curculionidae. The transcript is spliced from 2 exons.